AUGGCUGUCGUCCUCGUUGCUGGUGGCCUUGGUGAUAUGGGCAAGCUCAUCACUGAGGCCAUUCAUGAUAUUGGCAAGUAUGAGGUAUACGUUACCUCUCGCAGGACGGAUUACAACUCUGAGGACUCCCUGGUUGAGCUUCUGGACAAGCACAAAAUCAACACCGUCGUUUGCACGUUCGCCCUGGAUUUCCAAGCGGCCAGCGACGCCCAAAUCACUCUCAUCAAGGCUGCCGAGAGGGCAACCAGUGUCACGCGGUUCAUUCCCUCCGAAUUCAAUGUCGACUACGACCAGGAUGACGAUCUUCUCCCGUACCCGGACAAAAAAUACCAUACUGUUGCCAGGCGUGAGCUAGAGAAGACGACUACUCUUGAGUACAGUUACAUCUACCCCGGCAUGUUCAUGGACUAUUUCGGAAUGCCAAAUAUAUCCACCCACCUCAGGGAACUGUGUCUCUUCGUGGAUCCAACGAAUGGCGUCGCGCUUGUACCGGGAGAUGGAGAGACAAAGAUGGCCACGUCUUAUACCAAGGAUAUCGCUAGGUAUACCGCCCUUGCCCUCGGCCUGGACAAGUGGCCUCGAGUUAUGACCACGGCAUCAAGUACCGUCACCAUCAACGAGCUAGUAGCCUUAGUCAACAGGAAUCUGGAUACUCCUCUCAAAAUUACCUAUCAGCCUCUCUCUUCCCUGCUGAAACACCAGGAUCGUACAAUGCUGCCUCGAAACGUGCCGAUCGCCGAGCACUUCCCUGAAGGGGUAGAGCAGCUCAGUGCACUCCUAGCGGAUUUGGGUGCUUCUGUAGCCCUUGGAGCGUACGACUUUUCGCGCCUGGAGGGUCAUCUUGACCUGGUAGAGCACUUCGCAGGGGAAACAACCCCGCCAAUGAGGAUUGAAGAGCUGCUGGACAUGGCGUGGGGAAACAAAUGA
Messenger RNA from Scedosporium apiospermum, 927 nucleotides. Its product is annotated as NmrA-like family protein. The transcript has 2 exons. NCBI's taxonomy places the organism in Eukaryota, Fungi, Ascomycota, Sordariomycetes, Microascales, Microascaceae. The coding region runs from base 1 to 927 and encodes 308 amino acids. The record is from RefSeq and is a predicted model, not a curated record.